GAUUCAUUACAUUUUACUCCGUAUCUUGUAAAGAAGAAUAGACUUUCAAAUUCAAAAAAUGAACAAAAAAUCGAUGUCAUUAAGCCUCUUGUAAAGAAGAAUAGACUUAUAAAUUCAAAAAAUGAACAAAAAAUCGAUGUCAUUAAAUCUCUUAGAGAUAAAAAUAAGGGUUUAGAGAAUGCAAUUAAGAAGCUAAAAAAUUCAAAAAAUGAACAAAAAAUCGAUGUCAUUAAAUCUCUUAGAGAUACAAAUAAGAGUUUAGAGAAUGAAAUUAAGAAGCUGAAAAAUUCAAAAAAUGAACAAAAAAUUGAUGUCAUUAAAUCUCUUAGAGAUAAAAAUAAGGGUUUAGAGAAUGAAAUUAAGAAGUUGAAAAAUGAAGUUAAGCGUUUACAUAAAGAAAUUACGAAAAAUCAAAAGAAAAGUUUACUAUCUUACGGCGUUUCAAACGUAAAAAUUAGAAAGGAAUUCGAAAACGAAAUUAGUAAGAUAUUGAAGAACAAAGGAAUUCCUUGUAAUGUUGUCAGUGGAAGUGGAGACAAUGGAAUUGAUAUUUUUGCUUCUUAUAAGGGUAAACUUAUUUUAAUUCAAUGUAAAUGUCAAGAAUCUCCAUUAGGCUCAGAUGUCAUUGUUAAAAUGCAUUCUUCAGUUACAAGGUUCGAUGGGAGCUAUGGUAUAAUUGUUUAUGAUAGUAGGAAAUUAGUUAAUAAUGAUAGUUCUUUAACAGUGAAUGCAUCAUGUUAUUUAAAAGGUUCUAAUAGCAAUGAUCUUAUCGAAUCAUUAAAAAAGCUUCCUAAAUUAUUAUACCUCGAUCUUUCUGGUACUAAAGGUUUAAAGUGUAUUCAUAUUAUUCGUUUACUUUCACCCAACAUUAAACUUAAAGAGUUAAAUAUUAGCAAUU
Racocetra fulgida is the source of this 898-nucleotide messenger RNA. The record is from the annotation of a GenBank genome assembly. NCBI's taxonomy places the organism in Eukaryota, Fungi, Glomeromycota, Glomeromycetes, Diversisporales, Gigasporaceae.